AUGCCAUACUAUAAUUUGGAAAGUAGCGAAGUACAAAUUUCUCCGACAGUUUUAUCCUCGGAUCUAGUUACUCCAGCAGUACCGAGAAAAGUCACUCUUCCAUCUGUGGGAUUGCCAGCUCCCUUGAACACUGAGCAUGGAAAAUUAGACGAACCUUGGCCUGGACAUCCUUACACGUCUCACAUUUGUCAGUUUGACGUUUUUCCAGGAUUUGACCCUGUGCGCACAAAAUUUGAUGUUCCAUGUGGAAGGAAACUUAAGCAGAAAUUAAACCCUGCAACAGAAGAGGCGUUGGAAAAUCUAUCAAAGAGGAUGUAUCGCACUCCAGUAUACCAAGAAAACAUUAAGGAAUUACCUGAACCCAGCCCUACGGUGCUCAUAGAUCUUGUAACAAUCCAAAACGGGAACAAAAUGCCAAUUGGAAUGGAAAACUGGCAAGUAAAUGACCAGGUAGAGUUAGAUAGAAACGAAACAAGAGAGGAGGACGAGGAGGACAACGAGACAGAGGAGAGCAAAGAGUACUGCGAGCGUAAGAGUGAGGGCAAACUCGACAACGAAAAGGUGCCAACUGAUUCUGCAUCAUCAGCAGUGUGGCCCAUAUGGCCAGUUGGACUCAAAAUGAGAAAAACGCCGCUGAACUACCCUAAAAUUCCACUCCCUGUGUACACCCCGCUGGACUUCUCAAAACGAGAUCAGUCACAGAACAGUAACAACUGUAGCCAUGUCUCAGGGGAGCAAACUACGCACUGUUUGCAAUUGGACGCUAUGUUCACUAAAAGCCACACCAAGAAACAUGCUACAUUUACAAAUCAGUACGUCCCUGCAUUAACUGCAUAUAGAUACAGCUCUUUGGGUCUAGAAGAUUCAAAGCACCUGAAGUUUACAAGUCCAGAGACUAAGAACUUGAAGGAAAUGCAACCUGUUCAUGUUAGUCUCGUCCCGGUCAAACAUCCGGCUGGCGUUGAUUACGUAAGACUUCCCCUGAUUGGACGAGAGAAAGCAACUGAGCAAUCCCGUGAGCCCCCACCACAGAACCACUGCGCAACUAGGAUGCUGGGAAUACGUUUUAAAACGGAUGCACACAGAAGGUAUAAUACCACUUAUACAAACGUUGUUCCUGAUCUCAGAGAUUCUGUGAACACUGGAAGAAGGCAUUUCUUUUGGGGAAUCCACGCAUGCGCUUUGAGAUAACGUAUCUCGCAGAGUGACAUUUCAUACCGAAAGGAUAAAUUUCAUUCUGUUAGGUCAAAGUGUGAGUUUUUAUAUUGCGAAAACAUGACUGGGUGCCGAAAGGUUUCUCGAGACUUUUAUGGGCCGUGGUUAUUGAUACUGAACCAGUUUGAGUUAACCGGGCUCAAAGACUCAAACUGAGUUAAAACGCAUCAUGGAAAGAUGGACAAAUAAACGGUGAAAUUCAAAAGAAAAUAAAGGGGACUUUGUUCUCCCGAUUGGUCUAAAUUGUGGAUUUAUUUAAAUGUUCUCGACCCGCGACCAUCUUGCCACUCAGUUCUGUGCGUCAUUCUUUGUAAACAAAGGAUUAAAUCAACGAGCUUACCGUGUAUGACGUUCAGAAUGGACUUUGACGUCUGUUCCUAUUUUUUUUUUUUCGAAAAACUUCAAAUUUUGACUGAUUUUAACCAUAAACGAUUAUAGUUUCAUACUGAAGGUCCUUCAAGACAGUGCAUGUACGUAUACAAUGUAGUAUCAUAUGUUCCGUACGAACAAGAAGCCAUAACACAUAAAAGUGACUGAAGAUUGUAUAGAAAUUUCAUAACUCGGUGAUCGGUAUCACUGCUUCCAGUUACCUCUACAGGUUUCAAGUUAUUCUUGUCGUUUGCUUUCUGUCGUUUAUUUUCUGUGUAACAUGAUCGAAAGGCGAAUAAAAGCGAGACGUCUAAGCUCGAAUGAUACGGUACGG
Molecule: messenger RNA, 1918 nt
Organism: Pocillopora damicornis (cauliflower coral)
Lineage: Eukaryota; Metazoa; Cnidaria; Anthozoa; Scleractinia; Pocilloporidae
Cellular component (GO): centrosome
Source: RefSeq, a predicted model, not a curated record